This is a messenger RNA of Gossypium arboreum, 959 nucleotides long. Its product is annotated as disease resistance protein RPV1. Lineage: Eukaryota; Viridiplantae; Streptophyta; Magnoliopsida; Malvales; Malvaceae. Bases 219 to 731 code for a protein of 170 amino acids. Gene Ontology annotation, biological process: signal transduction. The transcript is spliced from 2 exons. The record is from RefSeq and is a predicted model, not a curated record.
UUCCUUUUCUGAUCUGUGACCCAACUUGUCUUCAACCACUACACCCUUUCAUUUUUCCUCAGAUAUUGCCUAGAAAACCUCUGUUUACUUUCCUUGCAAAUUUGAUCUAUUCUUCUCUUUCUUGAUGCUCCUAUACUUAAAAAAGACUGUUUGUAGUUUCUUUCAGGCUGGCGAUUAGGCAAUCCGUUUUCUGAUUUUGAUACCUUUUUCUUCUCAUCAUGUUGUCGUUGCCUUCAACUUCAUCCUCCAUUUCUAGAAAGAAAUAUGAUGUUUUCUUAAGUUUUAGAGGUGAAGAUACCCGCAAAAACUUUACUGAUCAUCUUUAUCAUGCUCUGAAAAGGAGUGGAAUAAUCACCUUCAAGGAUGAUCCAAAGCUGGAGGUCGGCGAAGAGAUCGCGCCAGACCUGUUUAAAGCCAUUCAGCAGUCAUGGUGCUCCGUAAUCGUAUUUUCAGAAUCUUAUGCUUCUUCGGGUUGGUGCUUGGACGAACUUAGUGAGAUUGUUAAGCAAAAAAACGACAAGGGUUAUAAAGUGUUUCCAGUUUUCUAUGAUGUGGAUCCAUCUGAUUUACGAAAACAGAAAGGAAAAGUUGAAGAAGCCUUUGCGGAACAUAAAAAGAGAUAUGAUGAAGAUAAGCUCCAAAGGUGGCGAAAUACUUUGACUCAAGUCGCAAACAUUAAGGGAUGGCAUCUAAAUCACAGGUGUUGGAACAUUAGCAGCAACAAACACUGAAAUGAGGUUGAUUUUAAACAAUAUGAAAACCAAGCAAAAAUUGGAUGUUUUUGAACAAGGAGAGAUCUUAAAGAAAAGAACACCCUUCAUUGUAAUUGAUUCAAAAUAUAUAUAGGUUACAAAGUAAAAUAAGUAAGUUACCUACUAACAUAACUACUCCCACUAAUAUAUCAAAUACAAACUUGAAUUACACAUAAAAGAAAGCUGGCAUAUCAGCUUCUACAUCAA